AUGAAUAACACUCUAGUGAACAAUAAGAAUAACACUCUAAUGAACAAUAUGAAUAACACUCCAGUGAACAAUAUGAAUAACACUCCAGUGACCAAUAUGAAUAACACUCCAGUGAACAAUAAGAAUAACACUCUAAUGAACAAUAUGAAUAACACUCCAGUGAACAAUAUGAAUAACAAUCCAGUGACCAAUAUGAAUAACAAUCCAGUGAACAAUAUGAAUAACACUCUAGUGAACAAUAUGAAUAACACUCCAGUGACCAAUAUGAAUAACAAUCCAGUGAACAAUAUGAAUAACACUCUAGUGAACAAUAUGACUAACACUCUAGUGAACAAUAUGAAUAACACUCCAGUGAACAAUAUGAAUAACACUCUAGUGAACAAUAUGACUAACACGCUAGUGAACAAUAUGACUAACACUCCAGUGACCAAUAUGAAUAACACUCCAGUGAACAGUAUGAAUAACACUCUAGUGAACAGUAUGAAUAACACUCUAGUGAACAAUAUGAAUAACACUCCAGUGAACAAUAUGAAUAACACUCCAGUGAACAGUAUGAAUAACACUCCAGUGAACAGUAUGACUAAUACUCUAGUGAACAAUAUGAAUAACACGUUAGUGAACAAUAUGACUAACACUCCAGUGAACAGUAUGAAUAACACUCUAGUGAACAAUAUGAAUAACACUCCAGUGAACAGUAUGAAUAACACUCCAGUGAACAGUAUGAAUAACACUCUAGUGAACAGUAUGAAUAACACUCUAGUGAACAGUAUGAAUAACACUCCACUGAACAGUAUGAAUAACACUCUAGUGAACAGUAUGAAUAACACUCCAGUGAAACAGUAUGAAUAA
This is a messenger RNA of Limulus polyphemus (Atlantic horseshoe crab), 849 nucleotides long. RefSeq lists its product as uncharacterized. The record is from RefSeq and is a predicted model, not a curated record. Bases 1 to 849 code for a protein of 282 amino acids. NCBI's taxonomy places the organism in Eukaryota, Metazoa, Arthropoda, Merostomata, Xiphosura, Limulidae. The transcript has a single exon.